CCACCACCACCAUCACGGCGAUGAACCCAUCACUAGUGCUCGACCUCGCGAUGCAAGGAUUCUGCAGCACCACCCACCUCGUCAGCAUGGAGAGACGGGCACCUAUCGCCGCUCCUCCCGCCAGCAGGAGUGAAAAGGUGGAAGACGAGCAGUGAUAGGACGCAGCUGCAUGCAGAUACCCCACCACAGCGCUUAAUAGCCUCUCAGCCCUGGACCCGCGUGCGACUACAACGCCCGCGGCGAGUGGCAGCUCGACGUGGCGGGCGCCUACAAUCUGACUGUAUGGCACAACCUGCUCGAGAAUAGCUGGAAUGACGAGUCCUCUCCCACGCGGCGCGCCUACAGUUGAACUUUGUAGCGGCACAUCCGUUGCUGGCACAUCCCAACUCCCAACUUUCUUUCCUCGUCCCUGCGCCUCCAGGCUGAUCACUCUGCGGGUGGCGUGCCGCAGGCCUCUUCGACGACCGCGAACAUGAACAGCAUCCUCUUGAUUUUCCUGGUAGCCCUCCAGCUGGUCUGGGCCGGCAACAAGGACGAGAUCAAAUCUGCGGGAAUCGACGACCAUGCAAAGGCCGCUUACUUCGUCCUGGCGAGUUCGGGUUACGUCUUCGCUCUGAACGUGGCCGAGAAUGGAGACGUCUAUUUCCACAUGAAUGCGCCUGCUUCGCACUCAUGGAUGGGCGUCGGGUUCGGGAGUAGCAUGAAAGACACCAGGAUGAUCAUCUCUUACAUCGGCGACGAUGGCCACACGCUGAUUAACAGUCCGCGCAUGUCUAAAGGGCACUCCGAGCCAGAGUGGGAAAAGGACAUCCGAAUCGACAACGUGCGCAACGAUACCUACGCACCAUUCUCCAACACGUUGAGCCCAGAUGGCAUUAUGAUUUCGCACGCUGUUUGCAGGAACUGCUCGUCGUGGGCGACUGGAAGUAUCGAUACGACCAGCAAGACUCAGCCGUUUAUCUUCGCUCUCGGCCCGAAUGUUACUCUCCACUCGGACGACCUAAAUGCACCUCUGCAUAUUCACGAGUUUCAUGGUGUUUUCCAGCUUGAUAUGACUGUCGCAACUAACAGCACUGGAUGGUAUGGAAGAGUUCCUGCGCCACAAGACCCCGGCCUCCAGGUCGGCGACUCAUACUGGGCUUUUGCGAAUUACUUCAGCUCGAAUGUCUACAACACUGGUCGCGACUCGGAGUGGGCACAAAUUGUGCAUGCGGUUUUCAUGUCUUUGGCUUUCCUUCUGGUCUUCCCCCUCGGAGCCAUCAGUCUGAGGCUCUUGAGAAGAGCCCCGCUUCAUGCAGGAUUUCAGGUGGUCGGCCUUGGUCUAGUUGUCAUUGGCUUAGGGCUCGGCGUAUAUGCGUCGCAACUGUACAACAAGUCGAAGCACUUCAAGUCUGCGCAUCAAAUUCUCGGGUUGUUCAUUUUCGCUGGAAUCCUGCUGCAGAUCGGCCUAGGACUCAGUCAUCAUAUCAUCUUCCUGCGCUCUGGCACACCGACUGUACUAGGCAAGAUUCACCGCUUCCUCGGCAUAUCAAUCAUGAUACUAGGUGUCAUCAACGGUGGCCUCGGCCUCGAUUUUGCUGGAAGCUCGAUCGUGGGCUACAGUGUGGCAGUGGCCGUCAUGGCCGUUAUUUAUGGAGGACUAUCAGCCGCCAUCUACUUCUACAACAAAAAGCAUAUGUACAAACCGGAAGGUGAAGACUUCGGGCGGAAAGAGUUCGGAGUUGAACCUCCGGAUGAAUACGAAAUGCACCAGACUCCGUUUGCGGCAAUGGGUCAGACUGGCUAUGUGCAGACUCCAAGGACUCCACAUGUGAAGAGAGCCAACUGGGACGAUGACCCGAACGACUACAGAACAUAUCUGCAACGAGGAGGGGACCGAGGCACUGAAGCGAAGCCAACUCUCUACCGUCAAGAGAGCCUGUAUACUGAUACUCCUGCAUCGGACAGGGAGAACCCAUUCAAGGCGAAAUGGGAGGCAGUGCCUAUACGGUGACCAGCGCCCAGCUUUCGUAAUCAUAAUUAGACGCGCCUGCAUAGCGAGCAUUUAGACAGCAUUGUCAGGCGUGUACAGACAUUUCACAUUCGCGGUCACAACUCUUAGCAUUGCAGCCCUGAUCCCCGCCGGGUCGCACCAACAAACGUGAUCUUCAUUCCUGCAUGGUAAUUCAUCACGAAGCCCAAGAAGAGCGCAUCUGUCUCGCCCUCAACAAGUCACGAAGAACUUCUGAUCGACUGACGCAAUAGAGUCCCGUUCGCUCGAGCGAGCAGGACCCGAAAGUUAUUUGCAAAUAGAAACCUGGUUCCGGCGGCC
Cercospora beticola is the source of this 2311-nucleotide messenger RNA. RefSeq names its product cytochrome and DOMON domain-containing protein. The record is from RefSeq and is a predicted model, not a curated record. NCBI's taxonomy places the organism in Eukaryota, Fungi, Ascomycota, Dothideomycetes, Mycosphaerellales, Mycosphaerellaceae.